Molecule: messenger RNA, 944 nt
Organism: Colletotrichum acutatum
Lineage: Eukaryota; Fungi; Ascomycota; Sordariomycetes; Glomerellales; Glomerellaceae
Exons: 3
Coding region: 134-823 (229 amino acids)
Source: RefSeq, a predicted model, not a curated record
UUUGGGGCUGCCUUACUCAAUCUGCACGUACAGUCCACCGCUUCUCGCAUCCGAUUUCAAGCGUGCCUACCACCUACCUAAGCUAGUUUCAAACUCGGCCAUCAUCUCCACCCAUUGACCCCUUUGCACGUAUAUGUCGGCCACUUCCCAGUUCCCACUGGCAACUGCAGCAUCAGCCUCCUUGUGUAAUGCCAUCUGCGUACACGCCCUUACUACGGAUAGUGGGCCUUAUCACGGCAAGGCGGUCCCGGCGCCCCUGCGAUCCAGCAAAAUAAGCCCGACGCUGAAGCCAUGUCUUGUUGGUCUCCUCUGGCAUAGACCUCUCUCUCCGUUCCCAAGGAACGGAUGCUCCAUCUCUCUGCUGGCCCCGCUGUCCCAUCUGUCCCAUCGCCCAGAGACAAUCAAGAACUCGGCGGAAAAUUCUGACCGAGACAAGCCUUGGGGAGCUUGGCAUACAGAGGUUAACUUACACGAGCCUGUGACAACGGAUGAAAACCCGCAACCUUACCGAGACCCCAGAGUCCAAGGCAGUAUGCCAAGGCAUUGGAGAGGCUCAGCCUCAGUGUCAAACUCGACCAUGGUGCGGUUCUUCGGACUCCUCACACCACAACCACAACACCCCCUGGCAUCUUGCCUGUCAGUGUUCUGGAAGCCGUGGCCACCGACCUUGACCCGAGGCCGCAGACGUAGUCCAAAAAUCUACGUUCAUCGCAAAAAUCGUACGAUAUUGUUUAUGGUGGCUGCCACUCCACGUGUGGCUUCUGGUGAUCAUCAUAAAGGCUAUCCGGCUCAUCAACCGAGCUCCCUAGCAAGAAACACUUAGAAAAUAUUUCGUUGAUUUCAUGAUCAUUCUUUAUACAUCAUCUGAUGGCUUCCCGCGAAGUCUACAGCAUACCCUUUUCGACCUCGUCCUUUCUCUCCUCCCACAGCGUCUUGCCGGUGCA